Nicotiana tabacum (common tobacco) is the source of this 1080-nucleotide messenger RNA. The record is from RefSeq and is a predicted model, not a curated record. NCBI's taxonomy places the organism in Eukaryota, Viridiplantae, Streptophyta, Magnoliopsida, Solanales, Solanaceae.
AUGGCAGAUACUUCCUCCGCUUGGAAAAGUCGAGCCAAUGUGCCACAAGGUGACCCCACUAUCAUCCACUUGCACAAAGAACUCCAUGAUCAUGGCCAGGCAAUAGCAGAGUUAACUACCACAAUGAACCAGUUAGCGAAUGCUCAAUUGCAACAGGUUCAAGCUCCUAGACAAGUAAAUGGUAUGGAAAGUAUCAACAUAUUGGUAAACAAGAGGCGACAAAGAGGUCAACAAAGUCAAGGUAGUCCGGGUCAAUAUGACCAAGUUGAGCUGCAAGAGGAUGAUAUCCCUCUAGUUGUUGAAAAUGUGAAUGAUGAUAACUUGAAUGAGGAAGUGAGGAUUGAUAUCCAGGGUAACGAGGUGGAAACUCAAGAAGACAUGAACCCGUCUAGGGAACACAUAAUAGACAUACCAGAAACGGUUGUGCCAAAGGCUAAGGCUCCAUUGCCAAGGCCUCCUCCACCUUACACUCAAAGGUUGGCAAAGCAGAAAAAUGAGAAUCAAUUUAAGAAAUUCAUUGACAUGAUAAAGAGCCUAUCAAUCAAUGUCCCUUUAGUGGAGGCUCUCGAACAAAUGCCAGAUUACUCCAUGUUCAUGAAAGACUUGGUGACAAAGAAGAGAUCCAUGGAGUGUGAGAGCAUAAAGAUGACUCACCAAGUUAGUGCAAUUGUGCACUUGAUGGCUCCAAAUCUAGAAGAUACCGACGCUUUCACCAUCUCAUGCAACAUUGGGAGUGCAAACUUUGCAAAGGCACUAUGUGACUUGGGAACAAGCAUCAAUUUGAUGCAUUACUCUGUGUUCAAAACUUUGGGUAUCAGGCAACCAAGGGCGACUUCAAUGAUAUUGCAAAUGGAGGAUAGAACGAUGAAGAGGUCGCUUGGUAUUAUUUAUGAUCCUAAUAGUAAGGAAGUGUGCUCUUUUGUGGAUCUUGUCACGGAAGUGAUCGUUGAUGAUACUAGUGCCAUGAUCAAUGUGGAGGAUCCUCUAGAAGCGGUAUUGUUGAACCUUGAUGUCAAUGAGGAUGAAGGAAGGGGUGUAGUGUGUAAAUGCUUUACAUGGUAUGGGGUCUUCUUCUUAUGA